CCCAGGCUAGAGUGCAGUGGUACAAUCUUGGCUCACUACAACCUCCACCUCCUGGUUUCAAACAGUUCUCCUGUCUCAGCCUCCUGAGUAGCUGUAGCUGGGAUUACAGGUGCACACCAACACUCCUGGCUAAUUUUUUGUAUUUUUAAUGGAGAUGGGGUUUCACCUUGUUGGCCAGGUUGGUCUCGAACUCCUGACCUCAGGUGAUCUGCCUGCCUCAGCCUCCCAAAGUGCUGGGAUUACAGAUGUGAGCCACCGCGCCCAGCCUUUCGUUGGAGAUUUUACUCAUGAAAGGGACAGUUUUUUUUUUUUUGAGAGGGAGUUUCGCUUUUGUUACCCAGGCUGGAGUGCAAUGGCGCAAUCUCGGCUCACUGCAACCUCCGCCUCCUGGGUUCAGGCAAUUCUCCUGCCUCAGCCUCCUGAGUAGCUGGGAUUACAGGCACACGCCACCAUGCCCAGCUAAUUUUUUUGUAUUUUUAGUAGAGACGGGGUUUCACCAUGAUCUCUUGAUCUCGUGAUCCACCCGCCUCGGCCUCCCGAAGUGUUAGGAUUACAGGCUUGAGCCACCGGGCCCAGCCAAAAGGGACAGAUUUUUAUUUUGUUAACAGGGGGUUGCCAUUUAGUCAUAUCAUCAAAGUAAAGUUGAUAUUUUUGGACCUGCUGAUCAGUUGUCGUUGUUUGUUGUUAUUGUUGUUUUGAGACAGAAUCUUGCUCCGACACCCAGGCUGGAGUGCAGGUGCCCACCACCAAACCUGGCUAAUUUUUGUAUUUUUAGUAGAGAUGGGGUUUCUCCAUGUUGGCCAGGCUGGUCUUGAACUCCGGAUCUUAAGUGAUCUUCUGCCUUGUCCUCCCAAAGUGCUGGGAUUACAGAUGUGGGCCACUGUGCCUGGCCUCAAUUUGUUUUAAAUAGUUGACUACUAAAUUAUCAUUAAGUGUAGUCAAGUAUUAUAUAUUAUAUAAUGAAGACUGAUCUGAUUUUUUUGUCUAGUCUGAAUGCCAAGGCCCCUAGCCACCAAAAAUCACUGACAUCAGGCAAAUUGAUUAAUGGGAGAAAAGGCAUACACGUUUAUGUAAUGUGUAUACAGGAGCCUUCAGAAUGAAGACAUGAAAACAGGAAAUUGUCCAUUUUUAUGUUUAGUUUUGUCAAAGUAUGGGCAGCACGUAGAAAUAUGAUUGGACAAAAAAGGAUAAUUAACUGAAUGGGGAAACCCAGCAAGCCUGUCUGUCUAGGUUCUUCUCGGCCUCUCAGAGCAUGCAUUCUUUCCUUCUAGGUGUAGGGCAGGACCUGUUGUGGAAUGGAGGGUCUUUUGACCUACAGUCAAAGAGAGUUGUAAUUGUUCAGUAUGUUCCCACUGACCGAGGAAAGCAAGCGUGUGGCCCAGUUGUUGCUCAAUACUGGUACUUGUCCAAGAUGUAUCUUCAGAUUCUGUGGUGUGGAUUUUCAUGCACCUUACAAACUUCCAUACAAGGAGUUGCUCAGUGAACUACAGAAAUUUCUGGAAACUGAAAAAGAUGAAUUAAUUUUGGAAGUUAUGAACCCACCUCCCAAGAAAAUUCGACUGCAAGAACUGGAAGAUAGUGUUGAUAAUCUAAGUCAGAAUGGAGAGGGAAGGAUUUCUGUCAGUCAAGAUGGAAGCAUUGCUUCCAAGAUCUCAAAUUUAAAUGUAUGUAAUAUAUGCCUAGGAAUUCUUCAAGAAUUCUGUGAGAAAGAUUUCGUUAAAAAGGUGUGCCAAAAGGUUGAGGCCUCUGGGUUUGAAUUCACCAGCUUGGUAUUUUCAGUCUCCUUCCCACCACAACUAUCUGUAAGAGAGCAUGCUGCAUGGUUGCUGGUAAAACAGGAAAUGGGAAAGCAGAGUCUGUCGCUGGGAAGAGAUGAUAUAGUUCAGCUAAAAGAAGCCUACAAAUGGAUAACUCACCCCCUGUUUUCAGAGGAAUUGGGUGUUCCCAUUGAUGGAAAGAGCUUGUUUGAAGUGAGUGUGGUCUUUGCUCACCCAGAAACAGUUGAGGAUUGCCACUUCCUAGCUGCAAAAUGCCCAGAUUGUUUUAAGCCAGCCAAAAACAAACAGUCUGUAUUCACUAGAAUGGCAGUUAUGAAAGCCUUGAAUAAGAUAAAAGAAGAGGAUUUCCUUAAGCAGUUUCCUUGUCCUCCAAACUCACCAAAGGCUACAUGCACUGUUCUUGAAAUUGAAUGUGCUCAUGGUGCUGUUUUUGUGGCUGGGAGAUAUAAUAAAUACUCCAGGAAUCUACCACAAACUCCUUGGAUAAUUGAUGGAGAAAGGAAGCUGGAAUCUUCAGUGGAAGAAUUAAUUUCAGAUCAUCUGUUGACAGUAUUCAAAGCAGAGAGUUUUAAUUUUUCAUCCUCUGGAAGAGAAGAUGUAGAUGUGAGAACAUUAGGAAAUGGAAGGCCCUUUGCAAUUGAGCUGGUGAAUCCUCAUAGAGUACAUUUCACUUCACAAGAAAUUAAGGAACUUCAGCAGAAAAUUAAUAACUCAUCUAACAAAAUCCAAGUACGUGACUUGCAGCUUGUCACAAGAGAGGCAAUAGGCCAUAUGAAAGAAGGUGAAGAAGAAAAGACAAAGACCUACAGUGCCUUAAUAUGGACAGAUAAAGUGAUACAGAGGAAAGACAUUGAAUUCCUGAAUGACAUAAAGGACUUAAAGAUUGACCAGAAAACACCUUUGCGCGUUCUUCACCGUAGGCCCCUGGCUGUGCGAGCUCGCGUCAUUCACUCCAUGGAGUCGCACUAUGUGGAUGAGCACCACUUCCGCCUCCACCUGAAAACUCAGGCCGGCACCUACAUUAAAGAAUUUGUACAUGGAGACUUUGGGAGAACCAAGCCAAACAUUGGGUCCUUGAUGAAUGUGACUGCAGACAUUCUGGAGCUGGAUGUUGAGUCUGUAGAUGUUGACUGGCCACCUGCUCUGGAUGACUGACUUUCAAAUUUGGAGACAAAGAGUAGGGUUUUCCUGGUAUGAUGUGGACAUCCAUGGAGCACAUGCCAUAAAAUGGCUGUUUACCUACCAUAACAGUGUCUUGGAAACCAUUUGGAUCAUGUUGAUCUAUAUAUUUUUUAAUUUGUUGUAACAUCUCAGGAUCUAUAUAUGUGUAUAUUUUGUGUUAAAUUGUUCCAAGGAUGUCUUACGAUUUUUCUCAUUCCCUAUCUCACCCCCCCACAAACCAAACUAUAAAUAAUGAAAUAAUUCCCCUUAAUUCUUUCAUUUAGAGAGGUAUGCAAACAGGACACAUUCUCUAUUAACCUGAGAAGCUGUAAUUUCAGCAAGAUUUCCCUCCACAAGAGACUUACCACCUUUAAAAUCAUGUUCUAAUUUUUUUAAAUUAUCUGAAUAAAAGGUAUAUCUAGAUUUAUGCAGCCUAAUAUCCUAUAAUAUUCUAAGAUAGCAAAUGCAAAUCUGACAUUAUUAUUUUUCCCUGGAAGCCUCAAACAAGCUAUUACCAAUGAAGUACUUUUGGCUGUGAUUUGUUACAAAUCUUAAUGACCUCAACAGUUACUCUUUUGACCAUCUGAAAUUGUCACUACAUUUUUCCUUUGGAGGGAAAGGGAAACCGUAGGAAGAGGCAUGCCAUGGUAGGAGCCUUUCAUAAAUCUUUUAAAUAAAGAGAACAAGUGCCUUUGAUAACUCCAAUCCCAGGGUGAAGAAUUUGAAAACUGAGAUUGCUAAACAAAGAUAAACUGAUAUUAUUUCAGAAUGCUUCAAUAUAUUAUCCAAUUAUAAACAUUUUAAUAAUACCUUAUUAAAGUAGAUAGGAUAUUGUCUCCAUUUUAUAAGUAUGGAAACCAAAGACUAGAAGUUAAAUGACUUGUCCAAAAUUGUUAGCUACUUCCACAUCUAUGACUAGAACAGAAGUUUCUUGGUCUCUAGGGUCUUUUUUUUAAAAAUAGAGUUUUGCUCUUGUUGCCCAGGCUGUAGUGUAAUGGCAUGAUUUUGGCUCACUGCAAACUCCACCUCCCGGUUCAAGUGAUUCUCCUGCCUCAGCCUCCCGAGUAGCUGGGAUUACAGGCAUGCACCACCAUGCCUGGCUAAUUUUGUAUUUUUUAGUAGGGGCAGGGUUUCUCUAUGUUGGUCAGGCUGGUCUCGAACUCCCAACCUCAGGUGAUCUGCCCGCCUCAACCUCCCAAAGUGCUGGGGUUACAGGUGUGAGCCACCAUGCCCAGCCUGGUCUCUAGUGUCUUUCUAAUAAGCCCUAUUAUUGAGCACCUGUUUGUGUAAAGGGGGCAGCUAGGAAUGCCAUUUAAAUUCAUGUAAUAAUGAGAAUUGACUUUUGGAAUGUAGAUACCAAAUCAAAGAGCUUACCAAAAAAUAGCCCAAGACUAUUUCAUACAAUCUUAUAUAGUUACCAUUUGUUAUUGAGUUAAACCUCAGUUGGUAUUAUGAAGAGGAAAAACAUUAAAUAAACUAAACCUAAAGAAAAUGAAUGGGUCAUUAAGUUUCAGAAAGGAGCCUCAUUACAAUUUCAGAUUUGAGUAUAAUUUUAUCACCCUAAUUCAAUUAUUUGAGCUUUUUUUAAGAAUACAUGAGACUUGACUAAUAUUAGAUUACUCACCAUUUCCCAUCUCUAUAUUAAACAUAAAUCACAGUUAUCAAGAUCCACUUUAGAUAUGAGGAAAAUGGUUUUAAUGGACACAAAGGAGUCAGCCUACCACGUUGAAACCAUGUGUUUGAUAUGCAAAUAACAGCAAAUAAUUUUUUCACUAUUUUCAAUGCCAGAAAAUGAGAAAAAGAUAACAAAUAAACUUUUGAUAAAAAGGUAAGAAUUUCUGUAUGGAUGUUCUGUUUCUGGGAAAAGUUUGCAACAAAAGAGAUUUAAAUAAUUUAGGAGGCAGUCUUUUGUGUGGUAUUUUUAGCUUAGCUUUGAAUCCAGUGGACCUGCAUGCAAUAUGUAAGAAUCAAGAACGUUCUUAGCAAAGUGAAAUGAGAAGACUUCUAUUUCUUAAAUUUCUAUUCCUGAGAUUAUACAAAAUUUCAAGCAAAGAGUAAGCAUUAGUUGUAAAUACUUCUUCCAAAUGUUCAUAGAAUUUUGAGACUAUGAUUUUUAAAAAUUAAUGUAUGUCUGUUUUAGGCAGAACUGGGAAUAUUAAGUAGUGAGAAUACUAUAGUUUCCUUUUUGCCUAUACAAAAGGAAUUUAAAAUUA
Callithrix jacchus (white-tufted-ear marmoset) is the source of this 5152-nucleotide messenger RNA. RefSeq names its product pseudouridine synthase 10 (gene PUS10). NCBI's taxonomy places the organism in Eukaryota, Metazoa, Chordata, Mammalia, Primates, Cebidae. Gene Ontology annotation, biological process: tRNA pseudouridine synthesis. Gene Ontology annotation, molecular function: pseudouridine synthase activity; RNA binding. The record is from RefSeq and is a predicted model, not a curated record.